Messenger RNA from Triplophysa rosa, 1334 nucleotides. RefSeq names its product harbinger transposase derived 1 (gene harbi1). The coding region runs from base 120 to 1166 and encodes 348 amino acids. Lineage: Eukaryota; Metazoa; Chordata; Actinopteri; Cypriniformes; Nemacheilidae. The transcript is spliced from 3 exons. The record is from RefSeq and is a predicted model, not a curated record.
UAAUAACGAAAGUGCGGUGAAUGAAAAACAAAAUGUUUUGAUGACGUCAAGUCUGUACCAACCAACUGCUCUGCGACGUACAAAAUCACCAGUGCUGGUUCUCCUGAAUGAUGUGAAGGAUGGCAAUCUCUAUAGCAAUCCUAGACUGUGACCUAGUGCUGCAUGGUCGGGGGAACAAAACACUUGAUCGAUUUGAUAUCGAAAGGGUGUCCGAUGAAUUUCUGCUGACAACAUUUGGUUUUCCACGCGAGUUCAUUUAUUACCUGGUGGAACUGUUAAAGGACGAUUUGUUGAGACGCACACAGAGGUCAAGAGCCAUCAGUCCAGAUGUUCAGGUACUUGCAGCCCUGGGAUUCUACACAACAGGAUCCUUCCAGAGCAAGAUGGGAGAUGCGAUUGGCAUCAGCCAGGCCUCCAUGAGUCGCUGUGUUUCCAAUGUCACUAAAGCUUUGAUUGAAAAAGCACCAGAGUUUAUCGGCUUCACGAGGGAUGAGGCAACCAGCCAGCAGUCCAAAGAGGAGUUUUACAGGACAGCAGGAAUUCCUAAUGUAAUGGGAGUAGUGGACUGUGCACAUAUUGCCAUUAAAGCACCAAAUUCAGAUGACCCUUCCUAUGUCAAUAAAAAAGGAUUUCACUCUAUCAACUGCCAAUUAGUAUGUGAUGCCAGAGGCUUGUUGCUUAGUGCAGAGACACCUUGGCCAGGUAGUCUGACAGAUAGAGCUGUAUUUAAGCAGUCCGGUUUGUCAAAGUUGUUUGAAGAGAAGGAUAAUGUCGAUGGCUGGCUUUUGGGUGAUAACCGCUAUCCUUUAAAGAAGUGGCUGAUGACUCCAGUGCAGAGCCCAGAGUCUCCUGCUGAUUACCGCUUUAAUCUGGCCCACUCAGCAACGCAUGAGAUUGUGGACCGCACAUUCAGAGCCAUUCAGACACGUUUCCGGUGUCUGGAUGGGGCAAAAGGUUACCUGCAGUAUUCCCCUGAGAAAUGCUCUCACAUCAUUCAGGCAUGUUGUGUGCUGCAUAACAUUUCCUUGCAGUCUGGCCUUGAUGCCUGGACUUUUGAAAGGACUGAGGCCACAGACCAAUCCGAGGAGGAUAUCGACCCCACUGAUACUGUUGACCCAGAUGCUCUGAUAGUUAGACAGAAACUCAUCCAGGAGCAUUUUAGCUAGGAUGCAAAGUAGGAUUCACUUUUUAUACGUUAAGGAACAAAUUGAAUUGUGACCAUAGUAGAUAACCAUAGAUCUUGUAGUUUAAUUGUUGUGUUUCAUUUCCUUCUGUUGGAUAUUUUUAGUUUAAAAUUAUAGAGCUGUAAAAUGAAGGAAUUAAUAAAUAACAUG